AUGGUCAUAAGAUAUGAUGGAAGGUCUAAUUUGGAGUGUGGUGCAAUAUUGGCUAAUGUAGGUAUCUUCAACAGCUUAAAUGGCUCUGCAGAAUUUUCUAUUGGCCUUUCUAAAGUUAUAGCAACUGUUUGGAGACCAGAAGAAGCAUCUAGCAAUAAAUGUAAAUCAUACCUGGAAGUGAUUUUAAGACCUAGAAUCGGCCAGGCCCAGGAAUCGUAUAAACUGGUUGAAUAUCAUAUUUUGAAACUAUUUGAAAAGGUAAUAGAUUUUAAAUCUUUUGCAAGGUGUGUUAUUUCUAUAGCACUGCAAAUUGUAUCGGAGGAUGGCCCAAUUCUGCCAGUUUGCAUUAAUGCAGCAGUUCUUGCUCUUAUUGAUUCAGGGAUCCCCAUGGAAUUUUUCCCUCUAGCUGUUUCAAUAGCUGAAUCUUGUCACUUCUAUGGUGAAAAAGGCACUUCUCACCUAAUGCUAGACCCAACACAAUCAGAAUUUGAACAAUGUAUUAGUUGUUCUACAAUAGUUAUAAAUACAACAGAGAAGAACAUUUUCUCCUGUAUUACUAAUAAAGGCACCGGUAUUUCUCAAAACGAAUUAAUAGAUGAAAUUCACCCAAUUAUACUAUCAAUUGCAACAUCGAACAGUCUAAUCAAACACUUAUCAGAAACAUUGCUAGAAAACAUAAAGUCUAAGGUAGUAAAGCCGUAUAACAACAAUCUUUUCUAA
This is a messenger RNA of Cryptosporidium ubiquitum, 720 nucleotides long. RefSeq lists its product as uncharacterized. Gene Ontology annotation, biological process: rRNA catabolic process; nuclear mRNA surveillance; poly(A)-dependent snoRNA 3'-end processing. The coding region runs from base 1 to 720 and encodes 239 amino acids. The record is from RefSeq and is a predicted model, not a curated record. The transcript has a single exon. NCBI's taxonomy places the organism in Eukaryota, Apicomplexa, Conoidasida, Eucoccidiorida, Cryptosporidiidae. Gene Ontology annotation, cellular component: nuclear exosome (RNase complex); cytoplasmic exosome (RNase complex); nucleolus.